AUGUCUGGCAACGUACGAGCACGCCGGCAGGCAUCUCCUCCCGGCCGCCAUACACUGCCAGUCCAGACGUCCCAGAGGUUCCCUCAUCCUCGUCAUGACCAUCUUGACGCAGAUGAGCGUCGCGAGGCUGCUUCCAGAGGCCUUCGCCCCGGACGCAAGUCCCAUGCCGUCGGCGGGCUCAACCUCUCCCCCGGAGAGUGGAAACUCCUCGCCGUCAUCUUGAUAGUCGCGUCCGCAGUCAGACUCUUCCGCAUCUCUCAACCAAACAGUGUCGUCUUCGAUGAAGUGCACUUCGGCAAGUUCGCCUCGCGGUAUAUCAAGUCGUCUUACUUUGUCGACGUGCACCCGCCCCUGGCCAAGCUUCUCAUCACCCUUGCUGGUUGGCUGUUUGGCUACGACGGUAACUUUGACUUCAAGGACAUCGCCAAAGUGUACGAGAAUGUGCCGUACGUCGCAAUGCGCAUGGUCCCCGCCUUGAUGGGCGUCGGGACUGUCCCCCUUGCCUAUCUCACCAUCCGUGCACUCGACUGUCGUGUCACCACCGCCCUCCUCGCCUCCCUCUUCAUCACCUUCGAGAAUGGCAUGAUCACCCAGUCCCGUCACAUCCUCCUCGACUCUCCUCUCAUCUUCUUCACUGCCCUCACCACGUUCGCUUGGACUGCCUUCUGUAACGAGGAUCACUAUGAGCCUUUCACGGAGUCCUGGUGGAUCUGGCUGUCCAUGACGGGCCUUUCCCUCGGCGCAGUCGUUAGCUGCAAGUGGGUCGGCCUCUUCACUAUCGCCACGGUCGGUCUAGGCACUCUCAAACAGCUUUGGGAUCUUCUCGGUGAUCUUCGCGUCACACCCAAGCUGUUCAUCAGACACUUUGUGGCUCGCGCAAUUUGCCUUAUCCUGAUUCCAAUCAUCUUCUACAUGUCCACGUUCGGCAUUCACUUCCUCAUUCUGAGCAACCAUGGCGAAGGAGACGGUUUCAUGAGCUCUGAGUUCCAGCACACACUCAAUGGGCGCGGUAUGGCAGACACAUUCGCUGAUGUCGCUGUUGGCUCGCAAAUCACCCUCCGCCAUGUCAACACUCAAGGUGGCUACCUCCACUCGCACCCGCACCUCUACCCCGGGGGCAGCAAGCAGCAACAGGUUACUCUCUAUCCGCACCGCGACAAUAACAAUGACUGGCGCAUCGUGAACGCGACUGCUGACGGCGACCCGUACACGAAUUGGAUGGAUCACGAUAUCUCUUAUAUCACCUCUGGUACUCGUGUCAAAAUUCGGCACAUCCAGACUGAGAAGUCUCUGCACUCGCACGAUGUACGCCCGCCCGUCUCCGACGUCGACUUCCAGCAGGAGGUUUCUGGGUAUGGUAUCCCCGGAUAUGCGGGCGACACGAAUGACGAUUGGAUCGUUGAGAUCUACAAGGGCGAUAAACGGGACAAGGAGUCGGGCAAGCGUCUCAGGACCCUCAGGACCCAGUUCCGGCUGAAGCAUGUCAUGACUGGUUGCUAUCUGUUCUCUCACAAAGUCAAGCUUCCCGAGUGGGGUUUCGAGCAGCAGGAGGUGACCUGCAACAAGCAAGCAGUCUUGGCCAACUCGUUGUGGUACGUCGAGACCAACUACCACCCUAAACUGCCGGAGGAUGCGCCCAAGGUCAAUUACAAGCUGCCUGGCUUCUUCUCAAAGUUCUUGGAGCUGCAACAAGUCAUGUGGACCACUAAUGCCGGCCUUACGGACCGUCACAUGUAUGAUUCUCGUCCCGACGCAUGGCCCCGUCUACGCCGCGGUAUCAACUUCUGGGUCAAGGAUCACCGCCAAAUCUACCUUUUGGGCAACCCUUUGAUCUGGUAUCUCAGCACCGCUGCUGUGUUCGCCUACGCCGCUGUCCGCGGCUUCCUCAUUCUCCGUGCGAAGCGCGGGUUCAGGGACUUCGAGAACACGAGAGUGGCGAAGUACGACGCAAUCUGUGGCUUCUUGUUCGUCGGCUGGGCUUUGCACUACCUGCCUUUCUACAUCAUGCGUCGUCAACUGUUCCUACACCACUACUUCCCGGCGCUGUACUUCGCCAUCCUACUCUCUUGCUCCGUUUUCGAUCUCGUCACUUUCGCGCUGCGCCCGCGCGCCCGACUGCAGAUCGCUGCCGUGCUUCUCGUCGUCGCCAUCUGGAACUACACAUAUUUCAGUCCUCUGGCGUAUGGACUCCCUUGGACGAAGAGCAAGUGCUAUAAGGCGAAGUGGCUGAAGACUUGGGAUUUCUCUUGGUAA
This is a messenger RNA of Dichomitus squalens LYAD-421 SS1, 2253 nucleotides long. Its product is annotated as glycosyltransferase family 39 protein. Gene Ontology annotation, biological process: protein O-linked glycosylation via mannose. Gene Ontology annotation, cellular component: membrane; endoplasmic reticulum. The coding region runs from base 1 to 2253 and encodes 750 amino acids. The transcript is spliced from 7 exons. NCBI's taxonomy places the organism in Eukaryota, Fungi, Basidiomycota, Agaricomycetes, Polyporales, Polyporaceae. The record is from RefSeq and is a predicted model, not a curated record. Gene Ontology annotation, molecular function: dolichyl-phosphate-mannose-protein mannosyltransferase activity.